This is a messenger RNA of Aphis gossypii (cotton aphid), 1942 nucleotides long. RefSeq names its product acid phosphatase type 7. Bases 241 to 1551 code for a protein of 436 amino acids. Gene Ontology annotation, molecular function: acid phosphatase activity; metal ion binding. The record is from RefSeq and is a predicted model, not a curated record. Lineage: Eukaryota; Metazoa; Arthropoda; Insecta; Hemiptera; Aphididae. The transcript has 9 exons.
AUAUCGUAUGAGGACAAUGAUCAAUGAAUCUAACUCUCAAAUAGUAGUUGGUAUUCACUCGGUAGUUUUAUUAUUGCACAACUUAGUGUAAAGUGAAUAGUUUUUUUUUUUGAAUAUAUUAAAAUACAAUUCAUCAGUUAUAAUUAUUAGAAGCUCUACAAUGGAUUUAUAUUUAUUCAAUAAACUUAUUACGUCUUAAUUUUUGUCAGGUUUUAUUUGAAAAGUAAUUUAAAAACCAAAAUGAAGACUUGUCAAAUUUUAGUCAUUCUAACAAUCUUUGGAUUUUGCGCAGCAGAUCCUCUUGUGAGAUAUCAACCAGAACAAAUCCAUUUAUCAUUGGGUGAAUCUGAAACUGAGUUAGUGGUUACAUGGACAACAUGGAACAAUACAGACGAAUCAGUAGUAAAAUAUGGAAUUAACGGACCAAUUCUUAAAGCUACAGGUUUUUCUACAUUAUUUGUAGAUGGUGGUGAACUCCAUCGUACUCAGUAUAUACAUCGUGUUAAGCUUACAGGUUUACAACCAUCUAGUAAAUAUGUGUAUUAUUGUGGAAGUAAUCAAGGUUGGUCUCCCCAGUUUUGGUUUAAUACUGUUCCUAGUGAUACCAAUUGGUCACCAAGCUUAGCUUUUUUUGGUGAUUUGGGUAAUGUAAAUGCACAAUCUCUUCCUAGAUUACAAGAGGAAACUGAACGAGGACUUUAUGAUAUGAUACUUCAUAUCGGUGAUUUUGCAUAUGAUAUGGAUAGUGAGAAUGCCAAAGUUGGAGAUGAAUUUAUGCGUCAGUUGGAACCUAUAGCUUCAUAUGUACCAUACAUGACUUGUCCUGGCAAUCAUGAACAAAAAUACAAUUUCAGCAAUUACAAAGCUCGUUUUAGUAUGCCUGGUGGCUAUGAGAACAUGAUGUAUAGUUUUAAUUUAGGACCCGCUCAUUUCAUUAGUAUUUCUACAGAGUUUUACUAUUUUCUUUACUAUGGAAUUAAACCUGUUGUUUUACAAUACGAGUGGCUUGUUAAUGAUCUAAAAGAAGCAAAUAAACCUGAAAAUCGUAAACAGAGACCAUGGAUAAUUGUGUAUGGUCAUAGACCAAUGUAUUGUUCAGAUGAUGACAAAGAUGAUUGUACAUAUCAUGAAACAAUUACUAGAGUUGGUCUCCCAUUACUCCAUUGGUUUGGGUUAGAAAACCUAUUUUAUGACAAUGGAGUUGACUUGUGUCUUUGGGGCCAUGAACAUACAUAUGAAAGAAUGUGGCCUGUGUAUGACCGUACUGUUUAUAAUGGCUCUUAUUUAGAGCCAUAUACAAAUCCAGGAGCACCAGUUCACAUUACAUCUGGUUCUGCUGGUUGCCAAGAAAGAACUGACAAUUUUAUCCCAAAUCCUCCAUAUUGGUCAGCGAUUAGAAAUAGUGAUUAUGGUUAUGGUCGUUUGAAGAUUUAUAAUAGUACACAUUUGUAUGCUGAACAAGUUUCUGAUGACAGGGAUGGUGAAGUUAUAGAUCAUAUUUGGCUCAUCAAGGACCAUCAUAAACCUUAUGGAAAAUCAACUUCAAAAUAAUAUUAUAAUAUAAGUUUAAAAAAUGUUGUUAUCUUAUUUAAUAUGUUAUACAGAUUAAACAUUCAUUGAGUAUGCCUUAUUUUUAUGUUACAUCAUUGAUUAUACAUAGUAUAAUCAAUGGUUACAUGUAUAAGUGUAUGACUUUUAUUUAAUCAUAAUUUUCAAAAAAAAUAAUAAAUUUAAAUAUAAUUAUUAUAUUGUAUUGACUAUUUACUAUUAAUUAAUUCAAACAAUAAUAAAAAUAUUAUAACUACACUACUAGAGAAGUGGUCUCUUACAGGACUCACUUUGGAAAUAAAGUAUUCAUUUAGUGCAAAAACAAUUAGCGAAGAUUAAUAUACUUUGUACCUAUAUUUAUAAUAUUUUCUUUUAAAUUUAUAUAUAUAUUUUU